This is a messenger RNA of Lepisosteus oculatus (spotted gar), 4196 nucleotides long. The record is from RefSeq and is a predicted model, not a curated record. Lineage: Eukaryota; Metazoa; Chordata; Actinopteri; Semionotiformes; Lepisosteidae.
GGCCUUGGCGUAGUUCUGCUUAAUCGGUUUUACAGUUGAAGCAGCUAUCAAAUCUAGACAUUUUCUUUUUAGGAAAACUUCAAGCGAGUUGAGAUGAUGGCUGGUAAAAGCCUUAUGUGAGAGCAGAAAGGAUCGUUUUCUCGGACCCUCUUUUCCUUUACGAGAGCUGAGGCGGAGCGCGCCGCGAGCCGCCAUGCCUCUGGUCACCAGGAACAUCGAGCCGCGGCACCUCUGUCGCCAGAGCCUGCCCAACACAAUCAAGAGCGAGCUUGAGUGCGUCACCAACAUCACCCUGUCCAACAUCAUCCGCCAGCUGGGCAGCCUCAGUAAAUAUGCAGAAGAUGUGUUCGGAGAGCUGUUUCAGCAGGCCAGCACUUUCGCGGUGCGCGUCAACACACUGGGAGAAAGGAUCGACCGGCUGCAGGUCAAAGUCACACAGCUAGACCCCAAAGAGGAAGAAGUGUCCUUGCAAGCCAUCACAACCAGGAAGGCCUUCAGGAGCAACCUUACCCAAGACCAGCAACUCUUCAUUAGGGACUCCCUACCCUUGCCUUUGCAGGAGACGUACAGGGUCUGCAGCAAACCUCCUCCGCUUAACAAUCUCAGCAUGUACAGGGAGGAUGGGAAGGAGGCCCUCAAGUUUUAUACUGACCCCUCGUACUUCUUUGACCUGUGGAAGGAGAAGAUGCUUCAGGACACCAAGGAUAUCAUGAAGGAGAAGCGCAAACACAGGAAAGAAAAGAAGGACAACCCCAACCGAGGAAACCUGAACCCCCGCAAGAUCAAGACCCGCAAAGAGGAGUGGGAAAGGAUGAAGAUGGGAGAGGAGUUUGUGACACCCAAGAGCGACGCUGCAAGAAAUGGGAUUCGCAGGUCCAGAGAUUCCAAUGAGAUGCUAAAUGGAAGCAUCAGCUCCGGGGAUGGGAUGGGAACGUCGGCGGAAAGCUAUCUGGAUCAGAGCCAGAACUCCUACUCUGGGGUGUUUGACCCCGGCUCUCCACCUCCACCCCCGGCCAUCGAUGAACUGCCCCCACCUCCUCCUGACAUGUACAAUGAUGUCCAGAGAGGAGGGACCCAGAAGCGCUCUAGCAUGCUCAGUCCUAACCACCCCCCACCUGCGCCCCCUAUGGGCUCCUCUCCUCCAGGCACCAGACCCUGCAUUUCCCCUCCCCCUGCACCCCCACCUCCUCCUCCCUCUGGCAUGGGCAUUCCACCCCCUCCCGCUGGAUUCGACGCCCCGCCCUCGCCCCCACCGCCUCCCAGUGGCCCUGCUGGCUUCCCUGCACCACCCUGCAUGCCCCCUCCCCCUCCCUCCAUGGAUCCUGCCUCAGUCGUGCCAGUCUCUCAGCCUCCCGGUGGACCCCCUCCUCCGCCUCCCCCCCCUCCUCCCCCUGGACCCCCACCGCCGGGGCCCCCUGCACCUCCUCCGCCUUCCAGUGCAGCUCCUGUGGCUACCAGCGCCCCCAAACCACAGGCCCCGGUUAGCGAUGCACGCAGCGACCUGCUGCAGGCCAUCCGGCAAGGUUUCAACCUGCGCAAAGUGGAGGAGCAGCGCGAGCAGGAGAAGAGAGAUCACAUGGGCAACGAUGUGGCCGCCAUUCUGUCGCGCCGCAUCGCAGUGGAGUGCAGCGACUCCGAGGACGACUCCUCCGAGUUCGGCGAAGAAGAUUGGUCUGACUAACACGCUCCUCUGCCUCUUUUGCAGAGGACCUUAGUUACUACAUACCUAUCACCCCUUUCCUUUCCAUACAGCUUCAGACAGGCUCAGAUCACAGCUUCACCGGUGUCUGGCAGAGGUUCAGCUUUUCUCCCAGCUCGCACCUCUGUGGCACGGGGAAGGCACGAGUCAUGGUGGCUCAGCAGUUGGACUUGACAUAUCUUCUCAUAAGACGAGUUUCCUAGAGUUGAUCAGAAAUCCGGACUCGCAUUGUGGGAAUGCCAGAACCAUUGGACCUUGGUCAUAGUUUUCUCUUUGACAAGAACAAAGUGUUAUUCCUUAAACACAGUGACUUUGCAGCAGGGAACGGACAAAAUAGGUUGCAGAAGAUAAAAGGCUGCAUCUCCAAAGAGAAUGAUGGCACCACCAGCUGAGUGUGUUGUAUCAGCCACCAUUCAUGUGUAAGUGGACAACAAUGGUGUGUGGAACAGAAUUACUUUGCAUUUCGACCCUUUAAAUUCCCUGAUCCACUACAGGUGCUCAGGUCUUGUGCAGUUGCUGUCUGGUAAUGAAAUUUAGUCACUAACAGCAAAUUAAGUGGAUUGCACAGAUUCUCAGUCAUGGCACUGGACCGUGCCUGGUCUGCUUUUGUAACUGAAAUGAAAUUUUGUCUCAUCGAAAGGGAAAGCAGAUGACAUUAGUCUGUUGUCUGUAAGUGAUGCACACCAUUGCAAAAGUCUCUCUACAGCGAAGACUGGGGGGCUGUGCUUCUUUAUUAAAAGUUCUCUCAUCAAAAUGGUUAAAAAUCCCAGUGAAGUUUAAUUGAAGCCACUGCAAGGUAAUGGGACUGUGACCCUAGUUUUUGUGUGAAGCACGGUUUGUAGCCGUUUUCUCCACCAGGUUCAGAGCCCUCUGACUCAUCCCUUUCCUUCCCUAGGCAGCAAACAAUAGUUAUUUAACUUUAUGAGUCCCCCUUUUUCAAGGGGUCUUCAAACUACAGAGAAGGGGGAAAUUGCCAAAGAGUGUCUCUUAACCCACCUCUGCAAGGACAGCCAAAUUUAGAACAUGUUAGAGCAGGCCUGCAAUGUAAGCUGUCACUGUAUGCUGGCUGUGCAGCAUACUUAACUUGUUAUGCACGAAUAAUUGUGCUUUGCUCCCAUAGAGAUUCAUUUAAACAGUUUGAGAAACUGUGCAUUUUCUCCUGGAAAUAUUUUCUCCUUUGCAUUGUUCUCACGAGUUUCCAAGGAUUUAAGCCAGCACCUUAGAGAUUUCUAGGGCUUUCAGGUGUCUCCAUGCCCUAGCUUGGUCUUUACUCUUGGAGGGUGCCUUUACAAGCAGUACUAGAACAUUGUUUAAGCCCAGACAAGCUGCUUAUGUGAAUAUUUAGUGUUGACUCUAAAACCCCUGCUUUUUAUGUUUUACCUUGUUAAGGUUUAAGACUUCAACGUUUUAGAAAGCAUAAGAGCCAUGUCAGCAAUUUUGAGUCAGUCUUUAUAGAAAUAAUGUUGUUUUUUGAACUUCCUAAAGUCCUUUUUAACAUUUUUUUAAAUCUCAGUUUUUAGAAAAGGCAAAAUAUCAGAACCGUCUCUCUAACCUGUAGUUGGAAUGAUACCCUGAUAUCAGAAUUCCUAUAUUAGUCAAAUAAAUAAGUACUGUUAGAUUUGCUGCUGUGUUAGCUUAACACAACUAACGCCAGGAAGCUUGUCCUCCCAUAGUUUUCUAUGAGGCUAUGUACAGCAUGAAUGAACUCACUGGCCCUCCUUCCUUUGCUUUAUUGAGAGUGAUGGAAGAUGUGAGAUCCCAGCUGGUAAGCAGGUGACAAGGUUAGAAAGUGCAGUUCUAUGAAGCAGUCACGUGUGUUAUGCUCUCUGGGCCUCAUGGCCUCCUUUUACCUAAGUGCUACUGCUGAUGCAGUUCAGGCAAAAACUCAGUACUCGUUUUGUAACAUUGAAACUGGAAUUGUUUGUGGUCAAGAAAUGAAGCCAUGAAUCUGGUCUAGUAAUUAAAGGGUUGCCUACAAUACCGUUUUGAACCAGAAAGCCAGUACAACUGCCGGCUGUUGUGUUGGCAUACUGAAUGACUGGAGAUUUCAGUUGUACGUUGGCCAUGAACGUGCCUUAUUCGUGCUUGUGAAUUAUUCACAAUGUGCCUUUCAAUGGAAAAGGAAGUGCAGUGCUUUCCUAAUUCACACUAUGAGUAGGGCUUCUGUUGCAGCAAAUAACUUGGAACAGCAACCCUCCUUUGGCAAGGUUCUAAUUGACAUUGUUUUCUCUGUGAAAUAUGAGCUGCGUGUCAUGACCACGUUUUUCUUUUUAAAACGAAAGGUUUCAUAACAUGGGCACCCUGCAUAAUGAACAUCUAAGUGACUGUGCUUUCUUGCACACAUUCUCUCAGGACUUACAAUAUUGGUAUUUCCCAUUACUCACCCAAGACAUUUAGUAAUGUCAUUUUGGAAAUCUAUUCCUUCAUUGCUUGAAAUGUCUUGGGCUGUUUAAAAGGUGUUGUUUUCUUCUAUACUGUUAUUAUUAUUUUUUAAUUU